ACGAAAAACUAGCUUGCUAUCAGCCGCAGCAGUCCCCGCUGCCAGGCAGAGUUGCUGGACAGAAAUAUUGUUAGAUUAAAAUACUGCGUCGAGAACUUUCGAUUUUUUUUGUAGCUUUUUGGUAAUACAAUUUAAUGUAAAGGGAAUACACUUGUCUGCUUUAAUAAACUGUGGAAGGAAACUGAUCAUCUGGAAGAGGACAAUUUUCAGUUUCCGGUUCUGUGUCCUGAACUGGUUUUAACCCUUGAGCUGAACCAUUGGUCAGAGCUUGGGAUGAAUAACCCCAAAGUGACAGAAAUGAUUCAUUUUCUUGUCUGAGUGAAGCCUCAAGAGAAUUUUUUUUUGUCAUCCUAUAAAAUGAUGCCAAAGCAGCUGACCCGCACCUCACCUGGGAGUGUGUGUUCCCUCCGUGGUAUCAGCAUCCCAGGAUCCCUAGCCGUGGCCAUCACAGCCAAAAUGGACAAUCAGGUCAUUGGCUAUAAGGACUUGGCAGCCAUCCCCAAAGACAAGGCGAUACUGGACAUCGAGAGGCCAGACUUAAUGAUCUACGAACCCCAUUUCAAUUACACGCCUCUGGAACUAUCGGAGGUGCCCCGAAGCAGAGAGAGGUCCAUGUCUCCGUGUUCAUUCUCCCACCCGGCUUCUCCUGAGACCAUUCUAUUCAAGGAUCCCAAGGAGUGGCUGGAGAGCAGGGAGUCACCUGGAGGGUCAUCAGCAGGUUCAAACCUCCAGCUCAAAACCAGCUCUGCAUUAGACACCGCCACCAAGCUCCCCACACAGCACUUUCACAGGCCAGAUAAUGGAAUGAAUAUAUACAAGAAGCCACCAAUUUACAAACAAGAUGUAUUAGCAUCCAUCCCCCAGGGGAAACACAUAGAGGACCUCAUCAUUGAGUCAUCUAAAUUCCCUGCCGCCCAGCCACCUGAUCCCAACAAACCCUCCAAGAUUGAGACAGAUUACUGGCCCUGCCCCCCCUCCCUGGCUGCAGUUGAGACAGAGUGGAGGAAGAAGGCUGAGUCCCGGAGGAGGGAGGAGGGAGAGAGGGAUGAGGAGGACGAUGAAUAUGACAAUGGAGACCUGUCCGAUGAUAUGUGGGGACUACGGGAACUGCAGAAGCAGGAGCUCAACAAAAUUCAGUCGAAUUUGGGAAAGAUAAUCUUGAAAGAGGAGCUGGAUAAAGCUGUGCCCAUCCGCAGGAAAACUCGCUCACUGCCUGACCGGACAGCAAUGCACAUGGGUAAGAGAGAGGCAGAUUCACUUUGUGUCCGUGAGAGUAUGUUUAUCAACCUUUUAUGUUCAAGAGACCAGGAAACUAAGGUCCGUCUUCCUUGAAGGACUAUUUAUAUUAACAAUUUAACUUGUUUGACAAACAAGCAACAUCCCAGGUAACCGGUGCUAAUCCCCAGUGCAGGAGUUGACUAACACUGUGUUAGAUUGUGACCUUGUGAGUGUGGUGGAAACGAGAAAGAAACACACAAAAUCACACAUAUGCUCCAUUUAAAAUCCUUUGUAGAAAUGGUAAAGAUUCCACACUUCCUCCACCUACAACAUCGUCUGUGUCCCAAAUGGCAMCCUAUUCCCUACAUUGUGUACUACAUUUGACCAUGGGCCCUGGUCAAAAGUAGUGCACUAUAUGGGGAAUAGUGUGGCAUUUGGGACGAAAAUCAUCCACCCCCGACUUUGUCCUGCAUCUUCUCUUCUCUGUGACAGCCUUUUAUAUUCUGUAAGAAAACAUUGACAUGCCAGACAGACGAGCCUGUAAAAGCAUAUCGCUCUCCUGCCUUCACAGCUAGUUUCUGACAAUGUUCUAGGCACGUUAAAUGAGAACAUUGCAAGAACAAUGAUGUGUCCAGUUUUCUGUGGAUCAGGAGAGUAUUCCAUCAAAGGACAGCCAAACAUACACAUGUAGACAUGUUCUCAGAACAUAAGAUAUUCAUGUUCUAGACACGUUUCAUGGAAAGUUGGCAAAAACAUUUGUGUCCAUUUUUUUGUGGGUUAGGAGAAUAGUCCAUCAACAUCCCACCUAACACACAGAACAUGGUUGCCAUGUUCUCAGAAUAUACAGUGCCUUCAGAAAGUAUU
Messenger RNA from Salvelinus sp. IW2-2015, 2082 nucleotides. Lineage: Eukaryota; Metazoa; Chordata; Actinopteri; Salmoniformes; Salmonidae. The record is from RefSeq and is a predicted model, not a curated record.